Clonostachys byssicola is the source of this 3642-nucleotide messenger RNA. Lineage: Eukaryota; Fungi; Ascomycota; Sordariomycetes; Hypocreales; Bionectriaceae. The record is from the annotation of a GenBank genome assembly.
AUGUCUGACGCGGAUUUUGACAAGGCUAUCAAGCUCCAGCAGGAGCGCAACGCCGCCGCUGCUGCGAAAAAGGGUUCGCGGACCUUCGACGCAUCAACGCAACGUGCCGAUUCAACCAAACAGCGACUCACAGACAGCGCGGAUACCGCCCUCUACGGUAACGAUAGCGCAGACAAAUAUGCCGGCUACAACACCUCGUUGCCGAUGGGGGAUGAUGAUGAUGAGAUGGAGGGAGCCGACAACACACGGAGGCUCGUGGGACAGUACACGGCCUCUCGCGAGAUGAUAGAUGAGUUUUCCCGAGGCAAUGGCGUCGAGGAGGAUGAUAUUCUCGCGGGGCGAGGGGAAAAGAGCAAUCGGAUCACCGAUCGCGAGACCGACUACCAGAAGCGGCGCUUCAACAGAGCUCUCACCCCGACGCGCGCCGAUGCUUUUAAUGGAAAUGGCCAGGCCGGUUCCACUGAGAAUGGCUCUAGCUACCGCGAAAUCAUGGAGGCGCGCGAUCUCGAACGAGAGGAGGAACGGGUUCGACGCGCGAUCCUUGCGAAACAAAAUGGGGAAGCUCAUGACGAGGACGCCAAACCCACCCUUCACGAUGCGAAUAACGAGAACGGUGCAGCUGAGGAUUCGGCUGCAAGCCGCAAGCGCAAGAAGAGAUGGGACGUGUCUUCUGCACCGGCCGAGGAGGCACCUCAAGAUGCUACCGAUGGCGCUCAGCCAAAACGAUCUCGAUGGGACCAGGCGCCUUCAAUUGGUGGACCGACCGCAGAGGCUCCAAAGAAGCGAUCGCGAUGGGACCAAGCUCCGUCAGCUACUCCCAUGGUUAACCAAGGUUUGGCUACACCAGCACCGCAGGCUCAGGCCAGUUUAUUGCCUCCCGGCUUUGGAACCGAUAUAACAAUUCGCAACAUGCCGAUCAGCGACGAAGAGCUUGACAUGUUGCUUCCUGGUGAGGAUGAGGGAUACAAGAUCCUGGAGCCACCUCCAGGAUACGCUCCUACGUCCGCUCCUGCUCACAAGCUAAUGGCAACUCCGGCUCAGCACACUGGGUUCAUGAUGCAGGAUCCAGAUCAAGUCCGCCUUGGCGGCAAGCCAAUGCCAGCCGAGAUUCCUGGAGUAGGAGAUUUGCAAUUCUUCAAGCCUGAGGAUAUGGCCUACUUCGGAAAGCUGACUGACGGUUCUGAUGAGAAUGUGCUCACUGUCGACGAGAUGAAGGAGCGCAAGAUCAUGCGUCUUCUGCUGAAGAUCAAGAACGGUACGCCUCCAAUGCGAAAGACUGCCCUGCGCCAAAUCACCGACAACGCGAGGCAGUUUGGUGCUGGUCCGCUUUUCGAUCAGAUUCUCCCUCUGUUGAUGGAAAAAACCCUGGAGGAUCAGGAGCGUCAUUUGCUCGUCAAGGUUAUCGACAGAAUUCUCUACAAGCUCGACGACCUAGUUCGGCCUUACGUUCACAAGAUUCUGGUCGUCAUCGAGCCUCUUCUGAUUGACCAAGACUACUAUGCUCGAGUGGAGGGCCGAGAGAUUAUCUCCAACCUCAGUAAGGCGGCUGGUCUAGCUACCAUGAUCAGUACCAUGAGACCGGAUAUUGAUCAUGUUGACGAAUAUGUCAGAAACACCACUGCCCGUGCCUUUGCUGUCGUGGCUUCCGCGCUGGGUAUCCCGGCACUCCUUCCCUUCCUGCGGGCAGUGUGCCGAAGCAAGAAGUCAUGGCAAGCUAGACAUACUGGUGUGAAGAUCGUCCAGCAGAUUCCUAUCUUGAUGGGCUGUGCGGUUCUACCACAUCUGAAGGGUCUAGUUGACUGCAUUGGUCAAAACCUGAAUGAUGACCAGACCAAGGUUCGAACCGUGACCAGUCUCGCUAUCGCCGCGUUGGCCGAGGCAUCCAACCCAUACGGUAUUGAGAGUUUUGAUGAUAUUCUCAACCCUCUUUGGACCGGCGCACGAAAGCAAAGAGGAAAGGGAUUGGCAGGUUUCUUGAAGGCUGUCGGUUACAUCAUUCCUCUGAUGGAUGAAGAAUACGCCAACUAUUAUACUAGCCAGAUUAUGGAGAUUCUUCUACGAGAGUUCUCAUCUCCCGACGAAGAGAUGAAGAAGGUUGUGCUCAAGGUUGUGUCUCAGUGCGCAGGAACUGACGGUGUCACCGCCGGAUAUCUCAAAGAGCAUGUGCUUGAUGAGUUCUUCAAGAACUUCUGGGUGAGGCGCAUGGCAUUAGACAAGCGCAAUUACAGACAAGUUGUCGAAACGACAGUCGACAUCGGCCAGAAAGUUGGCGUGAGCGAGAUAGUGGAACGCAUCGUCAACAAUCUCAAAGAUGAAAGCGAAGCCUACCGAAAGAUGACUGUCGAGACUGUGGAGAAGAUUGUGGCAAGUCUUGGCGCUGCUGAUAUUGGUGAGCGUCUGGAGGAACGUCUUGUAGACGGUAUUCUGCACGCUUUCCAGGAGCAGAGCGUCGAGGACGUUGUUAUGCUCAACGGCUUUGGCUCCGUGGUGAAUGCCCUGGGCACCCGCUGCAAACCCUAUCUCCCUCAAAUUGUCAGUACCAUUCUAUGGAGACUGAACAACAAAUCGGCUACUGUCCGUCAGCAGGCGGCGGACCUCAUUUCUCGAAUUGCUAUGGUGAUGAAGCAGUGCGGUGAGGACGCCUUGAUGGGCAAGCUGGGUAUCGUGCUCUACGAAUAUCUCGGUGAAGAGUAUCCAGAAGUCCUUGGUUCCAUUCUUGGUGCCCUUCGAUCUAUCGUCACCGUCGUGGGAAUUACUCAGAUGCAACCACCCAUCAAGGAGUUGCUCCCUCGUCUUACUCCCAUUCUGCGCAACCGACACGAGAAGGUGCAGGAAAACACCAUCGAUCUUGUCGGCCGUAUUGCCGAUCGCGGUCCUGAAAGUGUUAACGCCAGAGAAUGGAUGCGUAUCUGCUUCGAGCUCCUUGAUAUGCUCAAGGCGCACAAGAAGGGCAUUCGACGAGCCGCCAACAACACUUUUGGUUUCAUCGCCAAGGCCAUCGGUCCCCAGGAUGUUCUGGCAACACUGCUCAACAACCUCCGAGUCCAGGAGCGUCAGUCUCGUGUCAACACUGCUGUCGCUAUCGGUAUUGUUGCCGAGACUUGCGCUCCCUUCACAGUUCUCCCUGCGCUCAUGAACGAGUACCGCGUUCCAGAGCUCAACGUGCAGAACGGUGUCCUCAAGUCACUCUCGUUCUUGUUCGAGUACAUCGGAGAGAUGGCAAAGGACUACGUCUACGCCGUCACCCCUCUGCUCGAAGAUGCUCUGAUCGACCGUGAUCAGGUGCAUCGCCAGACCGCCGCCUCGGUGGUCAAGCACAUUGCCCUGGGCGUCGUUGGUCUCGGCUGCGAGGACGCCAUGGUCCAUCUCCUCAACCUCCUAUACCCCAACCUCUUCGAGACCAGCCCCCACGUCAUUGAUCGCAUCAUCGAGGCCAUCGAGGCAAUCCGCGUCGCAGUCGGACCGGGCGUCGUCCUCAACUACGUCUGGGCAGGUCUCUUCCACCCAGCCAGAAAGGUCCGAACGCCUUACUGGCGGCUCUUCAACGAUGCCUACGUCCAGGCAGCUGACGCCAUGGUACCAUUCUAUCCGAACCUGGACGAAGAUACCAUGGACAGGCCAGAACUCCACAUUGUGUUAUAA